Mercenaria mercenaria is the source of this 5918-nucleotide messenger RNA. Its product is annotated as 2-oxoisovalerate dehydrogenase subunit beta, mitochondrial-like. Gene Ontology annotation, molecular function: catalytic activity. NCBI's taxonomy places the organism in Eukaryota, Metazoa, Mollusca, Bivalvia, Venerida, Veneridae. Gene Ontology annotation, biological process: response to nutrient; branched-chain amino acid catabolic process. Bases 22 to 1836 code for a protein of 604 amino acids. The record is from RefSeq and is a predicted model, not a curated record. The transcript is spliced from 8 exons.
AUUCGUCAUUAUUUAUAGAAAAUGGCUGCCCUAGCUGGAAAAUUAGUUCGUUCCGUGAAAGUUUUAAAUAAUUUCGGCAAAGGGACGGCUUGUCAUCGUUUACUUUUUGCCAGGAAUGCACAUUUCACUUAUGUUCCAGACACUCCGCUGGAAGAAUAUGGAGACACCUCCAGGAUGAACUUAUUCCAGUCUGUCAAUAGUGCAAUGGAUGUUGCUCUUGGUGAAGAUCCAUCAGCAGUAGUAUUUGGUGAAGAUGUUGCAUUUGGGGGCGUGUUUAGAUGCAGCAUUGGAUUGAAAGAUAAAUAUGGCGCAGAUCGUGUGUUCAACACUCCUCUAAGUGAGCAAGGCAUUGUUGCGUUUGGAAUUGGACUUGCUGUCGCGGGAGCAACUGCAAUUGCAGAAAUCCAGUUUGCAGAUUACAUAUUCCCAGCAUUUGACCAAAUUACAAAUGAGGCUGCAAAAUUCCGUUACCGUACAGGGAAUCUGUUUGACUGUGGUAAACUGACUGUUAGGACACCAUGUGGAGCAGUGGGCCAUGGUGCGUUAUAUCAUUCUCAAAGUCCAGAGGCUUUCUUUUCACAUAUAGCAGGAAUAAAGGUUGUAAUGCCAAGGGGUCCUAUACAAGCAAAAGGACUGUUACUGAGCUGUAUAAAGGAAGAAGACCCAUGUAUAUUUUUUGAACCAAAGAUUUUGUACAGAGCAGCUAUAGAAGAAGUGCCAACGGGUGAUUAUACAGUUCCACUUGGUAAAGCCGAGAUUGUUAUUGAAGACGCUGUUCAUUCAGCUUGCUUAUGGAUUAGGUGGUUUGUUCUAUUAAGAUGCUCGUCUGUGCCUGAAAUAAUGCCUGGAGUAGCACCUUUGGUCUUCCUGCCUGGAGGAGCACCUUUGGUCUUCCUGCCUGUAGGAGCACCUUUGGUCUUCCUGCAUGGAGGAACACCUUUGGUCUUCGUGCCCGGAGUAGCACCUUUGGUCUUCCUGCCCGGAGGAGCACCUUUGGUCUUCCUGCCCGGAGGAGCACCUUUGGUCUUCCUGCAUGGAGGAGCACCUUUGGUCUUCCUGCAUGGAGGAGCACCUUUGGUCUUCCUGCAUGGAGGAGCACCUUUGGUCUUCCUGCCCGGAGGAGCACCUUUGGUCUUCCUGCAUGGAGGAGCACCUUUGGUCUUCCUGCCCGGAGGAGCACCUUUGGUCUUCCUGCAUGGAGGGGCACCUUUGGUCUUCCUGCAUGGAGGAGCACCUUCGGUCUUCCUGCCUGGAGGAGCACCUUUGGUCUUCCUGCAUGGAGGGGCACCUUUGGUCUUCCUGCAUGGAGGAGCACCUUUGGUCUUCCUGCCCGGAGGAGCCAGAAGCACCUUCGGUCUUCCUGCCAGGAGGAGCACCUUUGGUCUUCCUGCCCGGAGGAGCACCUUCGGUCUUCCUGCCCAGAGGAGCACCUUCGGUCUUCCUGCCCGGAGGAGCACCUUCGGUCUUCCACAGUCUUGGAAAACUGGAAAGUGGCCAAAGGACCUAAAUUUUAUCAAAAGUAGAGAGAAUCACUUCUACAUGAUCUGUUGCCAUGUACCUCAUAGCUCAAGUCCAGUUUAUAAACUUAUAUUUUCUCCUUUAUUUCAGUCUGUGAUAAAAACUGGCCGAAUGAUUAUAACACAUGAGGCUCCACAAACAAUGGGAUAUGCAGCUGAAAUUGCUACAGCAGUACAGGAGGAAUGUUUUCUGAACCUGGAAGCACCAAUUCAGAGAGUUUGUGGUUAUGACACUCCCUUUGCACAUGUGUAUGAACCAUUCUAUAUGCCGGACAAAUGGAGAUUAUUUGAAGCUGUGAAGAAAGUGGUCAAUUUUUGAAAAAAGUUUUAGAAUCUGUUAUGGUUAACUGUGUAGAUCUGAUGAAGGGAUGUGAAAAAAGUGGCCAGAUUAGGAGAUAUUUAGGUUUUUAGAAUGUGUUGUCAAGAGGAUAUAUUUUAGAUACUAAUAGAGGCACGUUCCCAGAUUGGUGUGAAAUAUAUUUCGAUUUUUUUUUUUUGAAAUUGUAAAAUGGGAGUUAAAAAUGGUUGGUCAUAAUUAUGCAGUAUUUAUUUAUAAAAAUACUUGUCUAGUCUUUGAUGUGUAGAAUUUUUUUUAUUGCAUUACUUGAGCAAGAAAUUUUUAUGUGAAAUCGAGGUAGCAGCUUUUUACCUAAUACUCAUAAGAUAUUAACUUAUUUAACAUUUAUUUAUAAUUGUGUCAAACCUUGAGGAAUACCCCUUUAAGCAAAUGAAAAGUAAAAUUUUCUGUUACCUGUACAGAGUUUUUGGCAGCAUGUAUCUAAAAUGUGUAAUUUUGAUAGAAAAAAGUUUGAAAUUGUAACUGUCUGGAAGCAACAGACUACCAGUGUUGCAGCAGUCACUUGCAGUCUCAUAAUUCCGAAAUGGGAUAGUUCUCACACUUUGGCGACAGUUCACUUCUCCUCCCACAAUUAAAUAGCCUGUUGUAUAAAUGAUACUGACAAAAGUACAGUGUCGUGUUGUGAUUACAUUAUAAAAUAUUUACAAACAUUUGAGGACAUCAGAGAAAAUUAAUGCAGUUUGAGAACCUGUUAUAUAAAAGAUACUGUAAAAAGCACAGUGUCAUGUUGUGAAAAAUUAUACGAUAUUUACAAACAUUUGAGGGCAUCAGAAAAAAUGAACCCAUUUUAAGAGCCAGUUGUGUAAAAGAUACUGUGAAAAGUACAGUGUCAUGUUGUGGAUUAGUUAUACAAUAUUUACAAACAUUUGAGGACAUUUAGAGAAAUUUAAUGCUGUUGUUAGGUUCUGACAUAUAAGAAGGUAAUUACAUGUUCUAGUGAGCUUGUGUAAUAUUUUCUCUCAUCAUUAUAUAAACUAAUAAUAAAUAAAGUAUUCAUCUUCCAGUCUGUGAGAAAAAUGGUUUUGUGAGCUAUUGUAAUCACACAGUAUUAGGCAGUCAACAGGAGUAUGUUUUUAUUCUCAAGAUUUCCUUCAAACUACAUAUCCCCUAACACCAUUUGCAGGAAGUUGAUGAAAUGUGGUAAAGGUGGUCCUCUUUUUUAGCUCAUCUGAUUUUUUGAAAAAAAAUGAUGAGUUAUUGUCAUCACUUGAGCGGUUGUCGGCGUCGGCGUCGGCGUUGCCUGGUUAAGUUUUGUGUUUAGGUCAGCUUUUCUCCUAAACUAUCAAAGCUAUUGCUUUGAAACUUGGAAUACUUGUUCACCAUCAUAAGCUGACCCUGUAUAGCAAGAAACAUAACUCCAUCUUGCUUUUUGCAAGAUUUAUGGCCCCUUUUGUACUUAGAAAAUAUCAGAUUUCUUGGUUAAGUUUUAUGUUUAGGUCAACUUUUCUCCUAAACUAUCAAAGCUUUUGCUUUGAAACUUGGAAUACUUGUUCACCAUCAUAAGCAGACCCUGUACAUCAAGAAACAUAACUCCAGCUUGCUUUUUGCAAGAAUUAUUGCCCCUUUUGGACUUAGAACAUCAGUUUUCUUGGUUAAGUUUUAUGUUUAGGUCAGCUUUUAUCCUAAACUAUCAAAGCUAUUGCUUUAAAACUUGCAACACUUGUUCACCAUCAUAAGCUGACCCUGUACAGCAAGAAACAUAACUCCAUCCUGCUUUUUGCAAGAUUUAUGGCCCCUUUUGGACUUAGAAAAUAUCAGAUUUCUUGGUUAAGUUUUAUGUUUAGGUCAACUUUUUCUCUUAAACUAUCAAAGCUAUUGCUUUAAAACUUGCAACUCUUGUUCACCAUCAUAAGCUGACCCUGUACAGCAAGCAACAUAACUCCAUCCUGCUUUUUGCAAUAAUUAUUGCCCCUUUUGGACUUAGAAAAAUCAUUUUCUUGGUUGAAUAUUAUGUUUAAGUCAACUUUUCUCAUAAACUAUCAAAGCUAUUGCUUUAAAACUUGCAACAGUUUUUCACCAUCAUAAGUGGACACUGUACAUCAAGAAACAUAACUCUAUCCUGCUUUUUGCAAGAGUGAUGGCCCUUUUUAGACUUAGAAAAUCAUGGGUAGGACAAUAUUUCUAUUAUACAAAAAUAAUCAGAUGAGCGUCAGCACCCGCAAGGCGGUGCUCUUGUUUUCAAUUGUGGUUCUGGGCAACUUGAGUUUGAAAAGUAUAGAACCACUGCCUAACCCUUGCAUGAUCAUAAGAGGUGACUAAUAGGGUCGGAACACUUGGUUAAGCUGUAUCACAGUGGUUCCAGCAGGGAAUAUAGUUAUUUUUAUUCCUGUUCCUGGUAUUUUUAAUUUAAUGUACUAGUAAAUGAGAUAUUAAACCAAAAUUUUUGGUCCUCUUUGGCAACAUAUAACAUGUACUGUUGUUGCACUGUAAAGUCAAGGUCGAAUGUUCCAAGUUGUACAACUAGUUAAAAUAUUUCUCCUCAGUCACCAAUGCUAACUAUAAAAAUCUUAAAACAACAUUUACUUGUAAAGAUUUAAAAAUGAUUGUACAAUAUUCCUUAGGUGACUCAUGAAAGAUGGUUCAAAUGAUGUAAAUUCUUAAAAAAACAUUGCAUUCAGGUUUUCUCUAUAUGUAUAUAGUGAAAAGUUUUCACAAUGUUCCUAUCAGAAACUGCUAGCCCAAUUUUUAAAUAUUUUCACUGAAGACACUCUACCAAGUUUGCUCAAAGAAUUCUUGUUCCUAAAAAGACCAGAGGUAAAAGUAGAAAAAUCCUUGAAUGACAUGUCAAAACAGCAGGUCAAAACAAUUUCAUGGAAAUGAUCCUUAGGAUACCAUCUACAAAGGUUGUUCCAGUUAUUCAGAUAUAUCAAAAGCAUAGUUGCUAGUGAGUGUAGUCAUCUUCUCUUAAAUGAUAUAGCUUGAAUGAUUCUUUGUGCAGCUUAUUACUAAUAUUAUUUGCAUUUAAAUAUUUGAUGUCUAAAUCAUAGAGGCUAGUGGUCUAGUUUCUAUAUAUGUUUUUUAUCUGUUUGAGUUGUGAAUCUCAGGUUAGCUAUUUACGUUCCUCAUGUUCUUGUGUUAGGAUAUAUCACACAGCAAUUUCCUGAUCAAGUAAGGGUGUAUCAUGUUUUGGCUAACUACUACAUCAACUCCAUAAAGGUAAAUAUUCCUUAAAGCAACAUGUUAAUGGCCUCCUUUGAAGAAUAGAGGAUAUUCUUUUGCUCUUGUCAGCAAUUAGUUUCCGGUCAUGCUGGUUGAUUCUAGAAUACCUCCUAUAUGAAAAAAAGCCACCAUAGUGCUUUUGUUGUCACCUUAUUCAUUUGAGCAUAACUUUAUUAAGACUGAAAUGAUUACUGAUCAACAACAGAAUAACCCUUUGGUCUGUGGCCAUCCAAUUUCAUGGAAUGAUUGCCUGUGACCUCUGGAUGACCUCUAUUGUUUUUGUUGUCAUCAAGGUUAAGUUUCUUGAGACUGAGAAAUGAGAUCAGCUGAAGAACUCUGUUGUGUGACAGAAGUCAAACAUGGUAGGAUCAUUGCCUGUGUCCUGUGCAGUACCAGUAUUAUUUCUUUGACCAGUAGUUCAAACAUUAUAACCUGGAGACAGAAAAUAUUUUCUGACCUAUAACAGUAGAUGACUUGUAUUGUUUUGGGGUCAUUGUGUCAAAGGUCAAGGUAAUAGUGUCCUUGAGGCUAAAAACUGUUUUUGAUCAGUAAUUUGAGAAGGUUACCUGCAGCAGUUAAAGAAAAGGAUUUUUGAACAGAAAAAGUACAUAUUCAGUUACCUCUUCCAGACCAUUAUCUAGGGGGAUUAAACAGCUCUAGUUCUAUAUUUAUAUCUCGGUAAGCAAUGAAAAUGCCUCCUUUUGCAAUGAUAUAUACAUGAACAUUGAUGGCAAGCUUUCAUAUUUAAUUUACAUUUUAUAAAAUCACAUUGUUAAGUUUGCUUUUAUUUGACAGACUGUUUGUCUGCAGUGUGUUGACAUAAAUUUGUAAGUUUAGAGAUUAAGAAUAUUUGCAAAAUUGUAAAAUAAAUGUAUUGAAGAAAA